Molecule: messenger RNA, 280 nt
Organism: Caenorhabditis sp. 36 PRJEB53466
Lineage: Eukaryota; Metazoa; Nematoda; Chromadorea; Rhabditida; Rhabditidae
Source: the annotation of a GenBank genome assembly
AUGAUCGGCUACGGAUCCCAGAAGACGUCCGUUCUCUCUAACCUGACACCUCACAGUAUCCAGGAGAUCCAAGAUUACUCGGUUGUCUUUGAAGACUGGAGGAACGGAAGCGAUUUCAUGACAACCAUUAUCACUCCGGCUCCAACGCCCAUCACUGAAUCUACCAAAAGUAAACCGUUGAUUUCAAAAGGAUAAAUUCCAAUGUGAUUGUUUUUCAGUGCCAGCUGACUUCUGGAACAACAAUCUUUACACGGUUAACAAGGACACAAUCUCAGGGUAA